GCGCGCACACAGUGGAGUAGUUGUGUCGAACACUCCCGCAGAGGCGAUGCCCUUUUGUGGAGAGGUCUCUUGUCACAGAGGACAGACGGCAUUCACAGUGGGGACACAGUGACACAAAGAGAAGAACUGCUUUUUAAAAGGCUCCAUUCUUUCUGCGCAACCGCUGGGUGUUGACUGUGGGUGUUUGAGAGGAUCUUUGUGGAGAAAGUAGAGAGGAAGGGUACGCGCCGUGAACGGGCUGGGGGAUUUUUAUGGUCAGUGCAGCGGAUCAUCCACUCUGCAGAUCACCUAUGUUUUCUCUCCCGGUGUUUCGUUUUGGAUGAACUUUUACGCAUUGUUUUUACGCACCAGACACUGUGAUAAUGAACGGUCUCCCCUCGGUACCUGCAGAGUAGAAGUUUGAGCCGGAUCAUUAACUUCAAGAAGGAGUCGUUUUGUGGAUAUCAGCCGAAAAGAUGCCAGUUGAUAAAUUCGCGAACAUGGAGGAGAAACUGUGGAUUUUGGAGGACCUCAAUAUGAUGUACAUCCGUCAGAUUGCACUCAGUUUACAGGACAGUGACAUCCAGAAGAAGAUCGACCAUGAGAUCCGAAUGCGGGAUGGGGCCUGCAAGCUGCUGGCCGCCUGCUCUCAGAAGGACCAGGCCUUGGAGGCGUCGAAAAGCCUGCAGACCUGCAGCACUCGCAUCAUGGCCUACAUGUCGGAGCUGCAGAGGAUGAAGGAGGCGCAGGUUAUGAAGAAGGUCCCGCGGAGGUCAUCGGAUGCAGGGCCGAUGGACGACAGGCGCCCGUGCAAGGGAAAAGUAGCCAUCUCAGAUCUUCGUAUCCCACUCAUGUGGAAAGACACGGAGUACUUCAAGAACAAAGGAGAGCUUCAUCGGUGUGCAGUGUUCUGCCUGCUGCAGCUCGGAGGAGAGAUCUUUGACACAGACAUGGUGAUAGUGGACCGGACACUCACCGAUAUCUGCUUCGACAACACCAUCGUAUUUAGUGAAGCCAACCCUGGUUUUGAGAUGCGCGUAGAGCUGUAUAGCUGCUGCUCGGAAGACGACUACUCAGCAGGGAACACGCCCAGGAAGCUAGCCAGUAAACUGAGCUCGUCGCUGGGCCGAUCGGCGGGGAAGAAGCUCCGGGCGGCCAUGGAUCCUGGGCCGUGUAGUCCUGUCAGCAACGGGGGGGCAACUCCUCUUCUUCUGCCAGUUCCCUCUGUACCGGGUCCUAAGUACCACCUUUUAGCUCAUACCACCAUGUCACUGACACACAUCCAGGACAGUUUUCGCACACAUGACCUCACCAUCUCAGGCAACGAGGAGUGCUCCUAUUGGCUGCCGCUCUAUGGUAGUAUGUGUUGCCGCCUCGCAGCUCAGCCUCACUGUAUGACCCAACAGAUGAUGAGUGGAUGUUUGAAAGUGAAGCAGUUGGGAGGUGACCCUCAAAGUUGGACAAAAGUGUACGGUGUGCUUAAAGGAACAAGCCUUUUCUGCUACCACCGGCAAGAAGACGUGGAGGCUAACGUGGAGCCAGCUUUCACCAUCGCCAUCAACAAGGAGACCAGAAUACGUGCUUCAGAGAAAGACCCUCAAAGUAAAGUUCAGAAUAUCUGUAUCAGUAAUCAGUACGGGGGUGAGGAGGUCACACACACCCUGACGACAGACAGCCGCGAUGACACACACCGGUGGAUGGAGGCCUUCUGGCAACAUUUCUACGACAUGAGCCAAUGGAAACAGUGCUGUGAUGAUUUAAUGAAAAUUGAACUGCCAUCGCCAAGGAAACCGACCCCCGUCACACCCAAACAAGGCUCACUCUAUCACGAAAUGGUUAUUGAGUCAUCCGAUGACCUCAGCAGCACGGUGUCCGACAUCCUGGCUCGGAGGAUGCGGGAGCUGGAGCUCCGCAGCCAGCUGGGCACCUCCCCGACCUGGAUGUCGUCUCUGUUUGAGGAGAACAACCCCAAAGGCGCUGGCCGCCCUCGCCCCUGUACUUCCCGCUUCUCCGGACACAGCCCCUGCACACCUCAUCGCCCACCGCGCAGCCCUGCGAGCCCCCACCGCUGCCCCCAGCUCAGCCUGCUCUCCUCAGAUGCGAGCCUGACCUCGGACAGCGACAGUCACUGCAGCACCAGCCCCUGCUCCCACCGCCACGGCUGGCCUGAUCCGUCUUCAAACUUCUCCCUCCUGUCCUCGUCCUCCCCCUCCCGCAUGAGGCCACGCACUCUCUCCCUGGAUGCUAAGCUCAGCACCCUGCGAGGGAGGGGGUUCAGAGGUGGAGGAACCUUCCAGUGCUCCUGCCAGCCUCCUUCCUCCUCGCCGCUCACCCCGAUCUCCUCUCGUUCCCCUCUGUCCCAGCGCAGCACACAGACCACGCUCUCCUGCUCCAGCUCCACCUCCAGCAACAGCUCCAGCAACAGCGAAGGCAGCCACAGCCCCGAGUCUUCUGAGGGGGCCCCCUUCUCACGGCCCUCCCCGGCCCGACGCAGCCUCAGGAACCUCAGGGCCAGACUUGAUCCUCGCAACUGGCUCCAGAGUCAGGUGUGAAGCUUGUGCUACCAGACAGACAUUGUUAACACUGACCUAAAGGCAACAGUUCUCAUUAAAACACGGCUUAACAUAUGUGAAUCGACCUCAGGCAGACUGCUGGGCAACAUGCACAGCCCUGAGGAGGAUAAGCUGCCUUUUGCCUGCGUCCUCGGAUCAUGGAAGACCCUCCUGGGGCAAACUGGAAUGUCUUCUAACACAAAGGACAGGUGACAAUCACUGAAGGGCGGAACGUUGCUUAAAGAUGGUCCAAAACUAAAUGGGAGGUACUCUGCUUGCUUUGAAAAAUGAUUAUGGUCAUGCUGCUUGGGAGAAAGCGAUGUUAAGAGCUAAGGACUUCAGAUUAACUCGCCACACUGGGAUCUACUGUCCGCCCUGAAACUACAACACACUCAAACAGUAACUCAGCAUCAUCUCUAGGAAUCCACCUGCAGUGUUUUGAUGUUACCCAUGAAAAUCUUCUAAAAAAAUAAAGGUUUGCAGUGAUUAUGCUAUAAACAAAAUCAGUGAGCAUGAGUCAGGCAAGAUGGGCCAAGAGUUUUCCAAUGUUACAGCGUGGAAGGAAGGGUUGGUUAUCUGUCCGUCUGAACUGUGAUAUCUACUUCAGUGUACGCGUCUCAUUAUUCAUACGUGGUUCUCCUAAAAUGACUAUGCACCAUUUUUUUUCUGCAUGAUUUCAACAACGAAUCUGGUGAAAGCUUAUGCAAAUGCUCAUACACACUGUACUGGUUAAUACUGUGAUCUCUGGUCUCAACUCCCACACAUUUAUCUGCACACAAUCCACAGGCAGAUGUAGGUAACAUAUCUCUCUAUACAUAGGAAAACACUAGAUUAAAAUGAAAUUACUCAACACAAACUUAUUUAAAAUCUUAUUAAAAAACAAAAGCCAUUCUGGUCAUUUUACUUUAAUGCAGUAUUGUGGGUUUUAUUAAGCUUUCCGGUUCCUUGGACAUUUCAAUAAAUGUGAAACAUCCACAAAUCACAUGUUAUACAACUACUUUUUAAGCAGUGGAUUCUUACGUGAAACUAUAGCCAAUCAAUGGGUCAGAGUAAAAGUAAGCUAAUGGUUUACCCUGCCUUUUGAGUAUUUAAUUGUAAUUUAUGUAAGAAAACAGUCCUCUGACUCAAGGUGUCCGUGUGAAAACACAUCUUAUAGGAGAGUCUGUGUCUCUGUUUGUGCAGUAAAACCAAUUCUCUUUCUUUUACUGUUCAUUUUACUUUAACAGUUUCCAUCUUGGGGCUCAGAACUCGGGUGACUAUAAGAAAUAGAAACUGUCAAAUGUUAGAAGAGCAGCAUUUGUUACUGUAAAUUAAUUUUUAUAAAUUAACAAAUAAACCUCCUUUUUUUCUCUUUUGUUACAUAAUUGAUUUUGUUAUAAAUGCAGCUAUAUUGAUACCUGAUUAUCACAAUGUUAACAGAUGAUGUGCAGAUUUAUAACUGUUAAUGCAUAGGUAACAUUGAAUGUUAUAACCUUGCAAGAGUUUCUCCUGUUAGCAGGCUUUGUGUUCUGCAUGUACGCCGUCUUAGUAGGCGGACAUAAAAUGAGAAAUGUGGAAAUCUCCUGUUUAAAUAAUAUAACAUUAAUUAUAAUAAAUGUUUUAUCAAUA
This is a messenger RNA of Eleginops maclovinus (Patagonian blennie), 4139 nucleotides long. It is a transcript of the gene rtkna, whose product is annotated as rhotekin a. The transcript is spliced from 11 exons. Lineage: Eukaryota; Metazoa; Chordata; Actinopteri; Perciformes; Eleginopidae. The record is from RefSeq and is a predicted model, not a curated record. The coding region runs from base 456 to 2531 and encodes 691 amino acids. Gene Ontology annotation, cellular component: actomyosin contractile ring. Gene Ontology annotation, biological process: actomyosin contractile ring assembly; septin ring organization; mitotic cytokinesis.